AUGGUCCGCAGCAGCACAGAUAAAGCAGUCACCACUGAUGUAUCAGUAUCGGGUUUCUCCCGGCACCGGAUCGGUGGACCCGAGACGGGAGGAGCCUCCGCCGCGCCCCGGCGCCACCCGCGGGACCCCCUGCACGGCGCGGGGGAAGCGGCUGCCGUCGGGCGAGAGGACCGACCCCACCAUACAAGGGGGAGGCAGCAGUAUAGCCGGGAGGGGAGAGGGGCACUGCCGGAAUCCUCCUGGCCCCGCCGCCGCCGCCCCACCGCCGGUAACGGGCCAGGAGAGCGGCCACGCCUCCCCCCCCCGCGGCCAGCGGCCUCGCCCGGCAGCACGGGCCGCGCCGGGGAAGGGGAAACUUCGGGUACGCGGCGGAGCAGGCGCCGUCGAGGGCAACAGGAAGGAGAAGCGGCGCCGCCCGCUCCCCGCCGCCGGGCUCUUACAAGGGCAGCUCCGCACCGCGCUUACGCGGCGGUCGGCAGCUGCCGCUGCGAGGCAGGGGAAAUAAGGGCAGCCCCGGCCCCGCAGCUCCCCGCGGGAAGGCGGAGAAAGCCACCGGCGGGCAGAGACAGCUCCCCUCUUCGCCCGCCGGCGACGGCCCCGCUCCUCUCCCGGCCGCUCACCUUCACGGAUCGGGCCGCGCUGGCGUCCGAACUGGAGCUGCCGCUGCCGCCGCCCUGGGCAUGUUCCGGGAGCGCCCUGAGGAAGCACCGCUUCGUCCGGGCUCAGCCCUUCAACCCCGCCGCUCCUGCCGCCGCCGCCUCGGCCGCUGCCAUCUUGUCCUGGCGGCUGGGAGGGAAGAGCCCCACCUCAGCCCGCUCGGCAGCCCGGGCCUCCGCCUCAUCUUCCCGGGGAGGGACCCAGCCCGCCCCCGGCCGCCGCCUCCUCCCGCCUCCACUGCUGCCCUGCCCGCGGCGGCCUAGCGACGCCCGCCGCCGCCCAUCACCCCGGAGCGGCGGUACAAGGCCUCGGCAAGCGCAGUGGAGGGCGCCUGCUGAUGGCGCCGCACAGAGCCCCGCACCCGGCCGGCGGGGCUCAGCCUGCGGAGCCCUCCCGCUGCCCCUCAGCUCCGCCGCCCGGGCCGGCCCCGCGCCUCAGCGCUGCCGGUAG
Molecule: messenger RNA, 1107 nt
Organism: Calypte anna (Anna's hummingbird)
Lineage: Eukaryota; Metazoa; Chordata; Aves; Apodiformes; Trochilidae
Product: skin secretory protein xP2
Exons: 2
Coding region: 1-1107 (368 amino acids)
Source: RefSeq, a predicted model, not a curated record